UUCUAAAUAGAUGAGAUUAACAAUGGUACAGGAGAAUAGACAACAUUUAAAGCUACAACAAUAAAGAGCAAGUGUGCAUGUAUUAGGUGCCUGUGUGUGAGUAAGAUGACAAACAGAAACUCAACAUUCUAGCAGCUCAGAAACUACUGAACUGGUUUUGCUGACACAGCGCCCAGCAGUCUAAGCGAAAGGAAAACACUCUGUAAUUGGUGCAGUGUACUGUUUUGUUGUAGCCGAUCUCCAAAGAAAUCAAAGCACAAAAACCUUAUAAAUCUUCAACAGCAACCUGCCUUGACUUGUUUACGUUUUCAGAUGUCCAAAGCAGAAUACCUCACACUUUUUACAUGACAACUCAGACAAACAAUGAAAGCAAAGAUUUUUUUUUCAUAGUACCAUUAUUAGCUGCAAUGUCUUCAGAAAAGUUAGAAACCAGUUUUAACAAAAUAUCAAGCAGUGAGCCUUUUUACUGGAUUUAGCUACCAAAUUAAGAAUGUACUAUGAAACCUUGGAACAUGUGGCAGCCUUGUAGCCUGUAAAUAAGAGUACUUGGGAAUAUAUUUUUUAAAGCACCCUGUCUCUAAUCAACUUUGUCCUUUAUCCACUGGCUUAAACUCCACCCAUAUCAUUUUCCUUAACACUUCUCAGAAAGCAAAAACUGUGAAGCUGCGGUCUGUAAAUAUAAUGUAUGUUUACAUAGGUGUAAAGCAACUAUGUUUUCAUUGUGCCCUCACUUGCCAGAAGAUGAAGCAGGAAAUCUUAUGCACCAGAAGGCCUAUUCUAUAAUAAGUCCAGGUGAUUGUCUCCGUGUAAAAGAUAAUCAAGCAAACUCACGUGCCAACAGUGUUUUGGAAGACUCAAAAAUGGAGGAGUCGCAUGAAGAAAACUCACUCAUUUCUGGGUAUCUGGAGGUGUUCACUGAAAAAUAUAAGGUGCAGUGGGUGACCUUUGAUAGCAAACAUCUAUCAAUAUAUGACGAUGAAACGGAUAAAUUCACAGAGCUGCUCGUGCUGGUUCCCUUUAUCAUUUCAACUCGACAGGAACAGGGGGAAAAUAAGUUCACAAUCAGGACUACGAAGAGGAGUAUCACUUUUAGAGCCCCCAGCUCGAAUGAAUGGAACAUGUGGGUAGGUGGACUAGAGAACAUUGCAAAAUAUCACAGGAAAUCCAAUCCCCUGGAGCCAGGCCUUAUAAAAAGAAGUGGACAGCUGGGCUUAAAGAAACCCUUUACAAAGGAUUCUGUUUAUGUAGUAGUAACCUAUGAUAAAACAUGGCUGUUUGAGAACAUAGAGGCUUUUGCAGAUGGCGUUGCAAUGCUAUACAUUGAAAUGAACAUAGCGCAAGUAAAGCAGAAAAGGAAAAAAGAGUUCAAAAUAAGAACACCAAACAAGACUUUUGUUUUUGCAGGUGAAUCAGAAAGAGAAGCAUCUCACUGGGUCUGGAUCCUAACAGAAGCUAAGGAAAAUGCUUUAUCCUAUAAUGAGGUGGCAGAGAAAAUUUGGAAAGUCCCAGAAAACUGUUCAUGUGCUGACUGUGGUGACCCUCAACCUAAAUGGGCAUCAGUCAAUCUAGUGUUGGUCAUCUGUGAGAGAUGUGCAGGUCAGCAUCGUGCUUUAGGUGCCACCAUCUCUAAGGUCCGCAGUUUAAAAAUGGACAGAGCCAUCUGGACUGAACCUCUUAUCCAGCUUUUCAUCCAAGUUGGUAACAAGGGAACAAACAACAUUUGGGCACAGCAAGUUCCUCCAAGUGAAAUGAUUUACCCUGGAUCCUUGUCAGAUAAGCGACAGACAUUCAUCAGAGAUAAAUACCUCCAUGGAAAGUACCGGAAGAUUCACAAAUGCUUUGGAGUACAGGAGGAGCUGGAUGAGGCCCUGUGUAAUGCUGUGAUUAGUGAUAACAACAUCUUAGAAACCAUGCAACUGGUAGCCAAUGGAGCACAGGUGACCUGCAACACUGGGGACCCCCAGCAUCCCACUCCAAUUGAUCUAGCUAGAAGGGAGAAUCAAAUGCUUCAGUUGGAGUUCCUCAGACAGAAUGAACAUCAAGACACUCCCGUGCCAGAUAACACUAUUCCUGCACCUGUUUCACCUGUGUCAUCAAAGUCUAACACAUUCAGUCUAGGAAAACAGUCAUCUGAAGAAACUCCUGUGCCAUAUUACACUACUCCUGCACCUGUUUCACCUGUGUCAUCAAAGUCUGACACAUUCAAUCCAGGAAAACAGCCAUCUGAAGAUAUGCCAGUGCCAGAUUAUAUUUCCCCUGCUCUACCAGGACUGAGUCCAUUUGCCUCGCUACUCAACAAAAAGCAUGUAUUUGAAGAUAGACAGUCCUGCAGAAUUAAAAGCAACAUAAUGUAUCUCUUUAAUAACAGAUCACAAAACAACUGUGAUGGUAUAGACCUUGAUCAGGUCGUUUCUCUUGUGGUCAUUCCUCGAGGUGAAGAAGGCACAUUACAGAUAAUUACCAGAAGGCAGAGGCUGAAAUGUGAAGCAAAAAGAAGCAGAGUGGAAAAUCUUGCUCUCAACAUUAUCCAGUAUCUUGCACCAACUCUGACAGUGGAUUUUGAAAUUGAUACAUUUGAGCUUGCCUCCAGAGUGAACUUCACAGAUGAACAUGUGGAGGAGCAGAAAGCAGCAUGGGUGAUCCUCAGGGGUCAGGAACUCUACCUGUAUUCCACUGGCUUCACAGAACGGAUUGUGCUCACCAGCCAUGUUGAUAUCAAUUCUGUCUCAUUUGAACAAGUUCUGAGCAUCCUGAUGCCAACAGUGGGAAGAAUUUGGUAUCUACAGUUUGAGUGGCCACAACAGCUGGAUUUGUGGCAUGCUACUCUAUGCGGCAUUGUAGCAUCUGGCAGAGUGCCCCAUCCAUUGCUCAGUGUAUAUUUAAGACGAAUGUCAGAGACUUCCAGGGAUGCCAAAGAGGAAAGCAUUCCACCAGCAGUGCAGACGUGCUUACAGUUUUUGACACAGUAUGGUCUGAAGGUGAAAGGUAUUUACCGGCUUUGUGGCACUAAAUCCAAAGUUGCUCAGUUGCUGGAUGCUUUGAAGAAGAAUCCGUCAAAGCUGAAUUUGGAAUCUGGGCAGUUCAGUGUACAUGACGUUGCGAGUGCCUUCAAACAAUACUUGUAUAACUUGGAAGACUGUGUGUUCACAAAUCAGUUACUAACCAGCUGGGAACAUAUUGCAGGCUUGCCAGAUUCCCAGAUAAGAAUCCAAUGUUAUCAGAAGCUGCUGGAAAAGAUGACCUCUAGUAGUCGUGCAUUGCUGAAGGCUGUCUUGAGGCACUUCCAUCAUGUUCAUCUCUCCUCUUCUGAAAAUCAGAUGACAGCAGAUACCCUGUCCCUGAUCUUGGCUCCAACAUUGUUACAGGACAAAAUUGAAUACAAUGUCUGUAUGAAGAUUAUCUAUGAUUUUAUAUUCAGCUACAAGCACAUAUUCACUGUUCCUUCAGAAGCACCUCAGUGAAAGAUUGGACUGAAUUUCAGUCAAAUGGAUUCUUAACAUUAUGUGAAUGAUCUCUAAGACUCUGCUGCCUUUGUGGACUUAUCCUCGGUGGAAAACAUUUUGCUGCAAAACUCAAUGGAUGCUGUGAGCUCCCUGUCACUGCUCUAAAAGCAAUGAGUAGGAAUUAAACCUUACCAUCUAAGAAGAACAGUUACUGUCUAGUCAAGAUAUCCAAGAAGAAGUUCCCAUUUUAUAGACAUUUACUACUAAUACAAGUUAAAAAGUAUCAAACUUUAUAAUUAAUAGAAGUCAAGAAGCAUAGACUGCCUCACUGUGUAUUUUAGUGGACAGCUGAAAAGUGUUUUAUCUGUCUAUU
Molecule: messenger RNA, 3816 nt
Organism: Protopterus annectens (West African lungfish)
Lineage: Eukaryota; Metazoa; Chordata; Ceratodontiformes; Protopteridae
Product: arf-GAP with Rho-GAP domain, ANK repeat and PH domain-containing protein 1-like
Exons: 22
Coding region: 711-3461 (916 amino acids)
Biological process (GO): signal transduction
Molecular function (GO): GTPase activator activity
Source: RefSeq, a predicted model, not a curated record